This is a messenger RNA of Drosophila gunungcola (fruit fly), 2904 nucleotides long. RefSeq names its product vam6/Vps39-like protein (gene Vps39). The transcript is spliced from 7 exons. Gene Ontology annotation, cellular component: membrane; cytoplasm. NCBI's taxonomy places the organism in Eukaryota, Metazoa, Arthropoda, Insecta, Diptera, Drosophilidae. Gene Ontology annotation, biological process: vesicle-mediated transport; intracellular protein transport; autophagy. The record is from RefSeq and is a predicted model, not a curated record. The coding region runs from base 93 to 2723 and encodes 876 amino acids.
UUUUUAAUCGUAUUCAGCACGGUCACACUGGACCUAAAAAAAAUAAACGUUGGCGGAGGAAUAAACAAUCCUUUAUUUUGGCCAGGACCAGGAUGCACCAGGCCUACAGCGUGCACUCAAUCCUCAAGCAGGGCGUGCAGAUAGAGUCCAUUGCGGCGUAUGGCAGCCAUGUCAUUCUGGGCACCCGCAGCGGGCAGCUCAUCAUGUACUCCGUGGACAAGGAGACCGGCGUGGACAUGCGGAUGUUCAACAAGAAUUUCAGCCGGAAACCGAUCACCCAGAUGGAGGUGAUUGCCGCGGAGAACCUGCUCUUCGUGCUCACUGACUACCAAAUGCAGGUGUGCGACAUUAGCCGGAUCGAGAGCAACUUCGCCUUUAUGCACAGUGCUCCGGAUACGAAGGGUUGUACGUUGUUCACCAUGGACGUGGAUUCGCGAAAGUCCACCACCGGCGAUGUGAGCACCUUCAUUCGGGUGUGUUGCGCCAUUAAACGUCGCCUGGUGUUCUUCUUCUGGAAAAAGUCCAUGUUGGAUUCCCUUAAGCUAAGCAUCGAGCUAAGCGACGUGCCUCGCACAUUGUGCUGGGUGGGCCAUGCCGUCUGCGUGGGCUACAAGGACGAAUAUGUGAUCUACGAUAUAUCCAGCACAACACCCAAGAAGCACGAUCUGUUCCUCACCUCCUCCAGUAUCAGCAGGGAUCCCUGCAUCUGCCUCAUUCGGAACAACAUGCUGGGCAUCUCCAAGGACAGCUACCUUGUCGUGGUUGAUCCCAGUCGAUAUAAGGACACCGAUGGAAACAACAGUUCUACUGACGUGCGACCGGGUGGCAUGGAGAGCAAUAGUUCCCUCACUCCGCUGCUAUGGUCGAGUCCCUUGCUAGAUUUGGUCUGGGAUGAGCCAUAUGCCGUUGGUCGGGUCAACAAUGCUAUCGAGGUGCGCAGCCUGGUGGGCAAGGACACUCUGGUACAGAGCAUUCCCGAACUGCAAAAGACAAAGUUCCUGGUCCAUGCCGACAAGGGGACCAUCUUCGCUGCCGCCACCUCAGAGCUUUGGUGCAUCCGCCUAGUGGAAAUUCCUAUCCAGCGUCAGCAGUUGCUUCAGCAAAAGAAAUUUCAACUGGCCAUUGAGCUGACGCAAAUAUCCGAUGAACCGGCCAAGGACAAAGCCCAAACCAUUCGCCAGAUACACAUGCUCUACGCCAAGGAGCUAUUUACCAACAAGGAGUUCUCGGCGGCCAUGAAGGAGUUCGAGAAAGCAGCCAUAGACCCCUACGAUGUAAUAAGACUGUUUCCGAACUUAGUGCCUGAGGCGAAGUCUGGCAGCGAGGAUGCCGCCGUGCCCACUUCCAGUGCUCAGGCGCUGGAGGAUAGCGACCUGGAGAACGCCUACUUGGCACUGAUCGAGUAUCUGGCCCUGGCCCGCCAGCGGGAGGUGGUCAAGCUGCGCGACACCAAGAGUAGUUCAAAAUCCCUGCUGGAGAUUAUAGAUACCACGUUGCUUAAGUGCUACCUGCAGACGAACGACUCGCUGGUGGCGCCGCUCCUCCGACUCAACCAGUGCCACCUGGAUGAGUCUGAGAAGACGCUGAAGAAGCACAACAAGAUUUCGGAGCUGAUCAUCCUCUACCAGAUGAAGGGCAAACACAAGGAUGCCCUUAAAUUGCUCCGAGAGCAGGCGAGCAUCGAGGGAUCGGUGCUGCAGGGUCGAAAGCGAACGAUACGCUAUUUGCAGGAACUGGGAACUGAUCAUCUUCCGCUGAUCUUCGAGUUCGCUGAUUGGGUGCUGAACGAAAAUCCUGAGGAGGGGUUGUCCAUUUUCACUGACGAACUCAUCGAGGUGGAAUCCCUGCCGAGAGCCAAAGUCCUGGACUUUCUGAUAAGCAAGCACAAGGCACUGGUCACUCCCUAUUUAGAGCACCUAAUUACAGUGUGGAAGGACAGUAACACCCUGCUUCACAAUGUGCUUAUCAAGCAGUAUCGCGAGCAGUAUCAGCGACUUCUUGCGCAGCAGGAUAAAGGAGAGGAAGUUCCCGAACUAAGUCCACUCCGCGCCAAGCUCUACAAGAUGCUGGAUGAGUCUAAUGACUAUUCACCGGAUCGCGUACUAGAGGAAUUCCCCACCAACAUGCUGCUGGAGGAGCGCGCCCUCAUCCUGGGUCGGCUCAAGAAGCACGAUAAGGUGCUGUCCAUAUACAUCCAUGUGCUGGGCGAUGUUGCCAAGGCAACGGCCUAUGCGGAAGCUAACUUCAAAGAAGAUGAGAACAUAUUCCACACUCUCAUCAAGUGUAUACUGAUACCACCCACAGAACCGCCCUAUGAGGGCGUAGCCUUGCAUCCAGAUUUCGUUCAAGUCAACCGAGAGGUGGCCUUGGAACUGCUUAAUGCCCACGCCACGAAAAUCGAUCCAUUCGAGAUCUUCGAGCAUCUUCCCGAUGACAUGCCCAUGCCCCAGUUGGAGAAAUACUUGGAAAAGUCGAUACGCAAGAAGCUGGCCGACAAGCACCAGAUGCAGAUGAUGUGUGGCCUGCUGGAGUCGGAGGCCACGCGCCUGGAGUCAGCGGUGGAAGCGCAGCGGGGCAUCAGUUUCGAGCUAAACGAGUUCAGCGUGUGUCCCGAGUGCAGGAAGCGCUUACCCAGCCAGUCUGCCUUCGUGCGCUACCCAAACGGGCAGAUCGUGCACCUAUCUUGUCACGAUCGCAUAGCCAGGGCGGCAGCUCAGCAAUAAAAAUAUUACUCUUUUGUGAUAACUGAUCAAAGUAUAAAGUGUGAAUAAGAUUUAAUUAUGUUUAUCUUUCUUUAAUUGAUGUUAUAGAACAACAAUUGACUUCCAAACAUGUACUUUUCCUUUCUUAUGUUUUUUAUAUUGGCUUUUAUAAAUUAAAAGUGACAAAAAAGGCCGCAGAGGU